AUAUGUACGGAACUAUGUUAUGAAGUUUUCUGAAAUCAGGUUAAUAAAUUCCCCUGAAUGGAUGCAGGUUUCAAGUUCGAAGACAUGCAAGCUUUUGAAGUCAAUCUCAAGGUUGAAAGCUUUUGAAAUCAGGUUAAUAAAUUCUGUUAUGGAGCUUCAAAAUAUAUGCAAUCAUCCAUAUUUCAGCCAGCUUCAUGUAGAGGAGGGUCUCCUCCUUUGAGUUCUAGUGGUAGUAGUGGUGGGGGCGGCGGUCCUGUGAUAUUGGAGCUUCCUCUUGAUAAGAUAAGGAGGCCUUUGAUGAGAACCAGAACUAAUGAUCCGGUCAAGGUUCAAGAACUGAUGGAUAGCAUAAGUGAAAUUGGCCUCCAAGUACCUAUUGAUGUGCUUGAGGUCGAUGGAGUUUAUUAUGGUCUGCUAAUAGCCGAAGUUAAUGUAAAUACCAAGUCUAAACUCGGUUCUGGUGGUGUAUCACUGUGAUGGUGCAGCUUCAUUGGUGCUAGUGAGUGGGGA
Messenger RNA from Rosa chinensis, 510 nucleotides. RefSeq names its product sulfiredoxin, chloroplastic/mitochondrial-like. The record is from RefSeq and is a predicted model, not a curated record. The coding region runs from base 166 to 477 and encodes 103 amino acids. Gene Ontology annotation, biological process: cellular response to oxidative stress. Gene Ontology annotation, cellular component: cytoplasm. The transcript is spliced from 5 exons. Lineage: Eukaryota; Viridiplantae; Streptophyta; Magnoliopsida; Rosales; Rosaceae. Gene Ontology annotation, molecular function: sulfiredoxin activity.